CUACAGAAUACCUCCAUUAACUCCAGAGGACUAACAUUUAGCCAUGAAAUAUAUUCUGCUACUACUAACAGCUCUGUGCAGUCUCCCUCUAUCAGGGGCCUAUUACAUUGUUGGUGGUCAUGAGGCAAAGCCACACUCCAGACCCUACAUGGCAUCACUGCAGGACAAAAAUGGCCAUUUCUGUGGGGGAUUCCUCAUCAACAGGAAAUGGGUGCUCACUGCAGCACACUGCUUGGAGCCUUUGACAUCCAUGUGUGUGGUUCUCGGUUCCCAUAAGCUUUCUGUGACGGACAAAUAUGUGCAGAUGUUCAGUGUCUCGAAAGCUGUUCAACACCCAAAGUACAACAAUGUGACCUUUGAGAAUGAUAUCUUACUGCUUAAGCUGAAUCGCUCUGCUGUUAUGACUAGCGCGGUGAUACCCAUCAGACUUCCAUGUAGACACUCGAGGGUGGUGCCCUCAAGUUCCUGCUCGGUCGCUGGCUGGGGGUAUGUGUCUGAUUUACAUGUCAGUCCAGGUGUACUGAUGGAGGUAAAUGUCACCGUGAUCUCACGAAAUACUUGCAAGAAGGCUUAUGGUUACAUUGCACCGAGUAUGCUGUGCACUGCUACGCCAGGCAAAAUUAAAGGUUUCUGUGGAGGUGAUUCUGGAGGACCUCUUGUGUGCAGAAAACGUACGGAAGGAGUGGUGUCUUUUUCUGGAAGAAAAUGUGGAGAUCCUACUUUCCCGGAUGUGUACACUCGUGUGUCAUCUUUUGUGCCAUGGAUUUUAAGAGUUAUAAAGAAGAACUGAAUGCUGUGGCAUGUAAAGUGAUAGUCAAAUGUUUUAAACAGUGUCAAAUUUACUAUGGCAAAAUAGGCCACUU
This is a messenger RNA of Pelobates fuscus (common spadefoot toad), 863 nucleotides long. RefSeq names its product serine protease 57-like. Bases 44 to 790 code for a protein of 248 amino acids. NCBI's taxonomy places the organism in Eukaryota, Metazoa, Chordata, Amphibia, Anura, Pelobatidae. The transcript is spliced from 5 exons. The record is from RefSeq and is a predicted model, not a curated record. Gene Ontology annotation, biological process: proteolysis. Gene Ontology annotation, molecular function: serine-type endopeptidase activity.